AUGAAAGAUUGUGAGAGCUUGAUUUUAAUUCACGAGAGCAUUGGGGAUCUAAAAACUCUCCUUCAUCUUAAUCUAAAAGGUUGCAAGAGCCUCAAAGAUCUUCCUAGAAGCAUCUACAAGUUGAAAUCAUUGAAGACUUUCAUUAUUUCUGGGUGUUCAUUGAUUGACCAUUUAGAAGAAGAUAUUGAGCAAAUGGAGUCCUUGACGACUCUUAUGGCAGAUAACAUUUCCAUAACACAACUACCCAAGUCAUUAGCAAGAUUGAAAGGGCUUAAGUAUGGAUAUGUAUCUUUCGCUGGUCAUGAAGGAAAAGGGCAAGAUAUAUUUCCUUCUCUCAUAUGGUCGUGGAUGUCACCUCGUGAUUUUCCUCAAUCCCGUAUUGAAGAAUCUGUGCAAGGCGUAUCAUCUAUGGUUGCCUCAAUUGGAUGGAAUAGUGGCUUGCGUGGUCUAUGUCAAUUUCUGGGCGAUCUUGUGAAGCUUCCAUGUACGUGGGAGCAAUGUCGAUCACAGUUUCGAUUUAAUAAGAGAAUGGCAAAACUUUUCGAUGCAUUGUAUGAGAAAAAUUUUAUGGAAUUUAAAUCAACUCAAGAUACACCCGAGAUCUUAAUAAUGGAAGCUUCUGCGUCAUCUAAGGGCCAUGAUGACCAAGUUCACAGUGCAAGGUCAGCAGAUUCCGUCAAUUCUCCUUUACUUCAACUGGGAGUGUGCGACAAAGCAGAGUUGCUAAAAGAGAAAAUUUCGCAGGGAUGGAAGUAUGGUGGGUGGGAUGAUUCUCACCUACCUGGUGAUCAGGAUUCUGAUUGGUUCAUCUUUAAGGGUGAAGGGUGCUCAGUAAUUUUGAAGGUGCCACAAGUCAUAGGUUGUCAGCUGAAAGCGGUGCUUCUCAAUGUUGGGUAUUCUUCUUGUAUGGAUGACACGAGGCCUCAAUUUCUCAUAAAUGUUCUCAUCAUUAACCACACAAAGGAUACGAUUAAACUACUGAAGGGGGACCCAGCAACUUUCCCUGAAGAUGCAGAAUGGCAGAGUAUCAUUUCAAGUUUUCAACUUGGUGAUAUCGUGCAGCUUAUUAUAAGUAUUGGGCCUCAAUUUCAUGUGAAGAAGAUUGCAGCAUACCUGAUUUAUGACGGUUCUAAGCGUCGCAGGUUAUUGAAAUAA
This is a messenger RNA of Neltuma alba, 1155 nucleotides long. RefSeq lists its product as uncharacterized. The transcript has 2 exons. The record is from RefSeq and is a predicted model, not a curated record. NCBI's taxonomy places the organism in Eukaryota, Viridiplantae, Streptophyta, Magnoliopsida, Fabales, Fabaceae. Bases 1 to 1155 code for a protein of 384 amino acids.